This is a messenger RNA of Chenopodium quinoa (quinoa), 677 nucleotides long. Its product is annotated as non-specific lipid-transfer protein-like. Bases 109 to 462 code for a protein of 117 amino acids. NCBI's taxonomy places the organism in Eukaryota, Viridiplantae, Streptophyta, Magnoliopsida, Caryophyllales, Amaranthaceae. The record is from RefSeq and is a predicted model, not a curated record. Gene Ontology annotation, molecular function: lipid binding. Gene Ontology annotation, cellular component: membrane. Gene Ontology annotation, biological process: lipid transport. The transcript has 2 exons.
CAACUCCUAAACCAUCAAAAACACAUACACUAGCAUUCUCAUUCUUAUUCUCUAAGCCAAGCAACAAUCUUUGGUCGCUCUUAAAGCAACAAACUUAACCAAAAAAAAAUGGCAAGCUCAGCAGUUUUCAAGUUAGCUUGUGCAGUUUUGAUGUGCAUGUUAGUGGCUGCACCACAUGCUGAGGCUUUAACAUGUGGUCAGGUUACUACCAGCAUUGCUCCAUGCAUGACCUACCUUACAGGAGGUGGCAGCCCAUCGCCCUCUUGCUGCGGCGGGGUUAAGACCCUUAACAGCAUGGCUUCCACCCCUGCUGACAGGAAAGCCGCUUGCGGUUGCCUAAAGUCUGCUUCUACUGCUAUCAAGGGUCUUAAUGCCGGCAAUGCCGCCUCCCUCCCUGGUAAAUGUGGUGUUAGCAUUCCAUACCCUAUUAGCACCUCAACUGACUGCUCUAAGGUGAACUAAGCGGCCAUUUUCAGGCUAAAGAGAAGUAUCUAGCUACCAAUCGUAUACGUAGUAGUGUGUAUAAUAAGACUGAGUCCUGAUGAGACUCCUUCAUGAGUUUACUUGAGUCCUGAUGAGACGUGCCUACGAGAUGCUUGUACUUGCUAUGUCAUGUAUUGUAUCUUUGUAUUUCUGAGUUCGGUUUUCUAAAUAUAAUUUAGUGCUCUUACCUGAUA